Messenger RNA from Theobroma cacao (cacao), 333 nucleotides. The record is from RefSeq and is a predicted model, not a curated record. Lineage: Eukaryota; Viridiplantae; Streptophyta; Magnoliopsida; Malvales; Malvaceae.
AGCUACUGAUUGUGAAAUUAAGAUGGCUAAGCUUCCUUGCAACAUUGUCAUGGUUCGCUUCUCUUUUAUCUUAGUCACAUUGAUGAUGUGUGGAGCAGUACAAGGACAAGAGGUGUGCCAUGAUGUUCUUCCAGCCCCUGGGGGUGGACAAUGCGACCCCCAAAGUUGCAAAGACAAGUGCGCCUCGAAACAUGGUGGCACAGGGCUUUGUGUUCAAGAUUUUGAAAACCUUUAUUCUUGUCAGUGUUCUUGGCCUUGCGGCAAGCGCUGAGACUUGCUAAGGAUAUGGUGGUAUAUCUAGUUCUACCCACAUUUGAAUAAUUAUUUUAAACA